AUGACUAGGACGAAAUUGCAAGGAGAAAAACGAACCAGGAAUACACGUUCCCGACAGGCGGGGAGGGAUGAAGGCAACGUUUUGAAGGGUAGAGACGAGGCCGAAGCUUCGAGCGGUAGUGAGUUGGGUAACCGGGCCGCGGACAAGGCCGUUUUGGGCGGUGGACCUGAAAACACGGCUACCCCUACCGGUGAACAAUCAGCCGAACUCAUCGAUAAUGCAUCCCCGGGCAACCACACGGGAGCGUUAGCUGCAGAAUAUGCCGUCGGUAGCAGUCCAAUGAAGGAAGAUACAUGGUUGGCCUUUGAGGAAGCGGACAACGAUGGUUUGGGGUCCGAUACUGCCAUCGCCGCAACCGAAUAUGCUGUGGACAGCUCCCAGGGCAUAGGGACUGCACCGGCUCCACUUUUGGAAUUGGAACACCCCGCAGAGGAUAGGUCCCCGAUUGAUGAUACAGCGCGACUUGCUAUGGACUACUUUGUUGACGGAGAUCCUAUGGAGGAUGUUGAACCGGUUGCCUUUGGCAGUGCUGAGCUGACUGCAGCUUUAGCCAAGGAAUAUUCAGUCGGUGCUACUCAGGACGAUGUUCCACCGGGAUCAAGUGAUGGGGAGAUGGGUUUGGUGCACAAAGGUCUUCCUGAGGGAGAUGUUACAUUGGUCAGUGUCCGCAAGAGGUGCCGUGACGCAUUGUUGGAGUGCUACCUGCAGGAGAAACUGGCAGUUCAGGGGCUGUUGGAUUGUCGUCGCCGGCUUACAGAGUAUAUCACACUGCUCCAAGCCGAGUUGGAUAGCCAGCCGCAUAUUGUCGCAUCUUCAGAGCCUCUUUAG
Molecule: messenger RNA, 828 nt
Organism: Coprinopsis cinerea okayama7#130
Lineage: Eukaryota; Fungi; Basidiomycota; Agaricomycetes; Agaricales; Psathyrellaceae
Exons: 5
Coding region: 1-828 (275 amino acids)
Source: RefSeq, a predicted model, not a curated record